AUGGAGAAUAUUCAUACCUCCAGCCAUGGUUGUCGCGGCGGGUUUGACUUCACCUUACUAUUCGAAGAAUGUUUCUUCUCAAUUGCGCCCUCGUUUCUGCUCUUGCUCAUCCUUCUUGUUCGUUGGAAGCAGCUGCAACCCGAGCGGAUUCGUAAGGUCUCGCAAAGCUGGCUCUACUGGGCCAAAUUGGGCCUCGGACAAGCAUUUGGGGCAACUCAACUAGCAUUACUGAUUGUUUGGCUCUUGCCUCAUGCGCCACGAACACGAGCAUCCCUACCAGCUGCGGCCUUGUCUUUCGCAACCUCACUUGGCCUAUUGCUACUGUCGCAUUGGGAACACCUCUUCUCUAUCCACCCUUCCCACAUUCUCAAUCUUGCUUUAUCUGUGUCCCUUCUUCUCGAUGCGGUGCGCGCUAGAAGCUUAUGGCUUGCAUCUAAUACUACUAUCGAGGGACUCUAUUCAGCAGGUAUUGCAAUCAAGGCAACAUGGUUUUGCUUAGAGUCCCGCUCAAAGCACGCACUUCUGAAACAUGGUGAAGUUCAGUACGGCAAUGAGGACAUCACUGGUCUCUACAGUCGCGCCUUUUUCUGGUGGACAAACCCGUACCUCUUUCUAGGCUUCAAGUCUCUGUUCUCCAUCGACGAUCUGCCGCACCUUGACAGAAGCCUAUCCGCUGAUCUACUGCAUAAGCAGUUGAAUAGGUCAUGGAAUCGUGCCUCGAAACGUUCACACAAUGCUUUGGCUUACUGCAUGAUGUACACUUUCAAUUCCUCGAUCAUCUGUUCUUUCAUUGCGAGACUAGCAGUUAUUGGACUAAGCUACUCGCAGCCGUUCCUGAUAACGGCAUUGAAGGACUAUGUCGAGGAAGCCAAGCCUGACCGGAACAAGGGUUAUGGCUUGAUAGGCGCGUUUGGACUGGUGUUCUUGCUCAAAGGGAUAUUCGAUUGUCUCUAUCAGCAUCACAAUUACCGCCUGAUAACAAACGUCAGAGGCGCAGUAGUCUCCUUGAUUUACCAGAAGACCCUGACUCUGCGAUUCGAUGAGUACAGCGAGUCGGCUGCCUUGACUCUAAUGAGCAAUGACAUCGACAAUAUUGCGUUUGGAAUCCAAAACAUGCAUGAAGUGUGGGCUAGCCUUGUGGAAACCGGUAUUGCUCUGUACCUGUUGCAGCGGCAAGUCUCCUGGGCAGCGGCCGUUCCUGCCUUUGUUUCUCUCGUGGCUAUGCUAUCUAUGCACCUCCUCUCUAGCUCAAUGCCUGGUCGGCAGAAAUUAUGGAUGCAGGCCGUACAGCAGAGAGUGGCGUUUGCCUCCAACUAUUCGAAUGCCUUUGCCGCCAUCAAGAUGUUGAAUCUGCAUCUCCGCCUGGGACUGAUCAUGCAGAAUCCAGUGCUUACGUUGAGUAUCUAUGCUGCCAUCGCCCUUCAUACGGGUCGUGCCCCCUUGGAUGUGGCUGCGACGUUCACCACCCUCUCUAUUAUCUCUCUUUGGAGUACCCCGUUGUCAAACCUUGUUUACUCAGGACCUCGAGUGGCGGGCGCCCUGGAAAGCAUCCAGAGGAUUCAAGCCUAUCUUACAGCAGACACAAAGCCUGAUCGUCGUACUGCCCAGCCACAGACUGCCACUGCCGCAUCCAAAUCAACCGCAGUUGAAGGGAAAACUGAAACUGCAGGAUACAUUGAGCUCUUUCCAAGCCCAAGCAAACUCGAGAGGACGCAUGUUCCCACGGCUGAUCUAGUUCAUGUGUCUGACGCUGACCUCGGCUGGACAAGCACAUUAGACCCUAUACUAACGAAUGUGAACAUCAGAAUUUCUCCUUCAUCCUUAACAAUGGUCGCCGGACCAGUUGGUUCUGGUAAAAGCACACUACUGAAAGCAUGUCUCGGCGAAGUGCCUUGUCUCAGGGGCUCUAUCCACAUCAAUGUUGCCAACAUCGCGUAUUGCGGUACGAAGACAUGGAUCCGUAACCGCUCGAUUCGGGACAACAUCUGCGACCCUUUCCCGUAUGAAGAAGAGUGGUACCGCACUAUCCUUCACGCGACAGCUCUCGAUCGCGACAUCGAUGCUCUGCCCGAGAAAGACUUACACGUUGCCAUUGCUCGUGCAGUUUAUGCGCGGACCAAACUAGCCAUCUUUGAUGAUGCUCUGAGUGCUCUGGAUGCUACCACCGCUGCUCAGGUCUUUGCCCGCGUGUUUGCUUCUGACGGCAUCUUACGUCGCAACGGAGUUGCGGUGAUAUUGGUGACACAUGGGUGGAAUCAUCUAGCUCAUGCUGACCAUGCCAUUUUCAUUGAUAAAGGAAUGAUCGUUGAGCAGGGACCUCCUCAGAUUCUCCAGAUAUUGCGAGAUCAUGUCAUGCAGAAGGAGUUCAAAGACAUAUCCCUUCAACCAAACAAUGUCGAUCUAGAGCUACAGAAACCCCGGUCCAGCAAUCCAAUAGAUCCUGACGACGUCUUAGCACGUCAUAAAGGAGAUUUGCACGACUAUGCUUACUAUUCUCGCACGUCGGGCGGGUGGUCAAUGAUGCUUUAUGCAGGAGCGCUGGUUGUUGGUCUCUUCAGUGCGCAAUUCACAAGUCUCUGGGCUCAGUGGUGGGCGGAGACGAAUGAAAAAACCCCGUUCGGACAGCUGGCACGGUAUAUUGGCAUUUACACAUUCUUAGCAGUGGCCGCGGCAGCCCUCUGGGCCUACUGCAUGUGGCUCGUCUUCUGUCGCAUCGUCCCCACGUCCUCAAGUCGACUCCACGAGCAUUUGGUAACCAAGGUCAAAGAUGCACCGCUAUACUGGCAUACAUCAACCGACACUGGUGUCAUCCUCAACCGCUUCAGCCAAGACAUGACAAUGUUAGAUCGACAUCCCAACUACCUCGUCCAGUGUGUCAUCAGCGUGGCGUUCAUUUGCAUUGGAGCAAAAUACAUGACCACGUUCAUCCCUGUCACCGUGUUUGUUGUCUACUGGAUCCAGAACUUCUAUCUUCGCUCAUCUCGGCAGCUUCGCCAUCUGGAGCUGGAAGCCAAGUCACCACUGUACACCCAAUUCACCGAGACUCUCGGCGGUCUUAUCACUAUCCGUGCCUUUGGCUGGCAGGGUAACUUUGAGGCGGAGCACAGGGACUUACUGCAAACAUCCCAGCGACCGUACUACUUCCUGUUCAUCAUUCAGCGCUGGUUGGCUCUUGUUCUAGAUCUGCUUGUCGCGGCUCUGGCAGUCAUGUUGGCUGUUUUCGCGGUCUUUGUGCCCAAGAUUGGCCCGAUCGGAGUCUCCCUCAUAUCUCUCAUCACAUUGAACGAGCAACUCGCCGAGCUUGUCAACUGCUGGACAUCCCUAGAUACUAGCAUAGGCGCCGUCAACCGGAUCCGAGGCUUCAGAAAGAAUGCUACCAUGGCCUACGCCCCAACCGUCUCCCCCAUCCUCCGCAACAUAACACUAAGCAUCCCUGCCGGCUCCAAGCUAGGCGUCUGCGGCCGCACCGGCAGCGGCAAAAGCUCUCUCAUCCUGGCCCUCCUGCGCAUGAUCGAGAUCCAAAGCGGGGAUAUCAGUAUCGAUGGCGUGAGCCUGCAAUCCUGUCCGCGUGAUAGCAUCCGCAGCAAGAUCACCGUGAUGCCUCAGGAACCAGUCCUCUUUCCCGGCACGGUCCGGGAGAACAUUACCACGUUCCAGACCACGGAUGAUGACAGGAUCCCCCGUGCUCUGGAGAGAGUCCAGCUCAGGCAGCACGUCGCAGCCCAUGGUGGUCUUGACAAGAGUAUAGAGGACUUGCCGUUGUCGGCGCGCCAGAAGCAGCUGCUCUGUUUAGCGCGGGCUAUUGUCUCGAAACAGAAGAUUCUCCUGCUAGAUGAAGUAACGAGUCACGUGGAUGUUAAGACAGACGAGGCUAUGCAGCGAGUUAUUCGGGAGGAGUUCCGCGGAUGCACUGUUAUUGCGGUUGCGCAUCGCGUGCAUACUUUGGUGGAUUAUGAUCGGAUUGCAGUGUUUGAUGAGGGUCGGGUGGUGGAGUAUGAUGCUCCCUCGGUGUUGCUUGGACGUUCGGGAUCGGUGUUUGGGCAGUUGUAUGACCAGACGCGAUCUGCAAGUCAUUAG
Messenger RNA from Aspergillus brunneoviolaceus CBS 621.78, 4077 nucleotides. Its product is annotated as P-loop containing nucleoside triphosphate hydrolase protein. The record is from RefSeq and is a predicted model, not a curated record. The transcript has 10 exons. Bases 1 to 4077 code for a protein of 1358 amino acids. Gene Ontology annotation, molecular function: ATP binding; ATP hydrolysis activity; ABC-type transporter activity. Lineage: Eukaryota; Fungi; Ascomycota; Eurotiomycetes; Eurotiales; Aspergillaceae. Gene Ontology annotation, cellular component: membrane. Gene Ontology annotation, biological process: transmembrane transport.